This is a messenger RNA of Rubroshorea leprosula, 1644 nucleotides long. The record is from the annotation of a GenBank genome assembly. NCBI's taxonomy places the organism in Eukaryota, Viridiplantae, Streptophyta, Magnoliopsida, Malvales, Dipterocarpaceae.
CUCUUCUUCCUGUAACUCUCCAUGGCUUCCAUCUUCAAAGACCCUAAACUUUUCCUCCCCAAAUCCCUCUUCUUCUCUACAUUUUGCACUCAGAAGCCGCCGUUUCCGUCUUUCAAGGCAGCCAAAUCCGCCAUCGUCUCCGAAUCGGACCCGGAAAAGCUCGCGGAGAUAUUCAAGCAAUGUUCCCAGUUCCCCAAGUUCCUCCGCCACCGUCCCAUUUACGACUACUCAAUCCGCAAGCUCGCUCGUGCUGGCCGCUUGGACCUCGUCGACCAAGUCCUUCAGACCCAAAAGACCCAACAGGUAGACACUCCGGUGCUCAAGUCUGAAGGCUUUUGGAUUCGGCUCAUGAUGCUUUAUUCGAAUGCUGGAUUGGCGGACAAAGCACUGGAAACCUUCGAGGAAUUGUGCCAGAAGAAGUACUGUAACGUGACUGAGAAAUCCCUUUGUGCAGUUCUCUCUGUUUAUUUGGAUAACGGGUCGCUUGAUAAGGUCAAUGAGUGUUUUGAAGAAAUGCCCAAAAAGCUUGGGGUUAACCCGGGCAUCGUCUCGCAUAAUCUUGUUCUGAAAUCUUUAGUUAAGCAAAAGAGGAUCGAAUCUGCACGCAAUUGGAUUGAAAAGAUGGAGAAAGAUGGUAAGGUUGUGCCCAAUAUUGAUUCUUACAAUAUAAUCUUAGGUGCUUAUCUGAAAAUUUAUAACAUGAAAGCAUUUGAUGAGAUUAUGAGGGAGGUUGUGAAGAAGGGGAUUGAGUGCAACUUCAUUACUUACAAUCAUAGGAUUACCAGGUUGUGCUGGAGUAAGAAGGGUACUGGAGCAAGGAAGCUGUUGGAAGAAAUGGUGGAGAAAGGGCUGAAGCCGAAUUCAGUUAGCUAUAAUUCAGUGAUUGAUUGUUUUUGCAGGGUAGGUGAUUUUGAAUCGGCAAAAAAGUUACUAGAGAAAAUGUUGGCUGAUGGUUAUGUUUUGCCAUGUUCGUUCACUUACUAUACCAUGAUUAGGAGCAUGGUGAAGGAAGGAGAGUUUGAGCAGGCAUUGGAGAUUUGUAAGGAAAUUAUAAAGAGGAGGUGGAUUCCUCCAUUUGAGGCAGUGGAGGGUCUGGUUAAGGGGCUGGCGGAAAUGUCUAAGGUGGAGGAGGCGAAAGACGUGGUUGAGAAGAUGAAGAAGAGACUCAAGGGUGAAGCUCUUGACUCUUGGGGGAAAAUUGAAGCAACUUUGCCUCUUUAGAGUGAUGCUAUUUUUUCUCACUCAAAAAGAAUAAAUUGAAUUCAGUAUGGUGAAAUGACUGGUAACUUAGAAUUGUUUUUCAUAUCCUAUUUUCUUGUAUUACAUCUUUUCAGAUGAUUUUGGGACUUCUGAGUUUACUUUCCUUAGAAAUUGAGGCAGCAAAGUUAAGUGCAAAAAAAACUUGAUAUGAGUUUUGUUGAAUCGUAACCACAAAUAUUGCUCCAACUGCAAAUUCAAGUUAGAAAAUGUUGGUUUCUUGGGAGGAAUACUUUGACUAUACAUUCUUUCCCCAGAGAAAUCAUGGGUUUUGGGCUGUAUAUAGUUUCAACUUGUGUUACUUAUCAAACUGCAUUGUAGUGCCUGAAAUUGUUUAUUGCUUUUUCCCUGCUUCAUUUGAGAAAUGAGUAAAUUCUACUUUUGAUC